This is a messenger RNA of Carassius carassius (crucian carp), 7261 nucleotides long. It is a transcript of the gene arhgap35a, whose product is annotated as Rho GTPase activating protein 35a. Gene Ontology annotation, biological process: signal transduction. The transcript has 7 exons. Gene Ontology annotation, molecular function: GTP binding; GTPase activity. NCBI's taxonomy places the organism in Eukaryota, Metazoa, Chordata, Actinopteri, Cypriniformes, Cyprinidae. Bases 1247 to 5878 code for a protein of 1543 amino acids. The record is from RefSeq and is a predicted model, not a curated record.
CCCAUAUCAUCUCCUCUGUAUAUGAAGAGUUUUUGUUACUGUUACUGACGAGCAUCUUAUUUGUUUUUCUAAGACAACAACAACAAUAACACAAACCCUGAUUCCACCGGACUGACAGCACCUUUAGAUACUUAUCCUGGCGUUAUAAUACCUACUGCGUGUGUUUGAGCGCGCGCGCGCGCGCGCGUGUGUGUGUGUGUGGUGUAAUCGUGUCCAUGCGCGAGACUACAGAGGAGGGAGGAGAGAGACCGAGAACGGGAGAAGGGCCGCCAUUAUUGGGAAGCUGAAAAAAACACACACAUUAACACACACAUUCACACGCGCUCCGUCACUGAAUCUCGCCUGUAUGCUGGGAGAAGUCCUCUUUCUUCCCGCUGGAGACCUGCGCUGUUCCGCGCAGACCGCGUGCUGACGGCUGGGCGACUCGGGAUGUUUUGGACACAACAAAGGAAAUUAUAAGUGCUCAAAAACAACGUGGUGAACCCAAGGGAAGACACAAGGAUACAAAGCUGUUUUUCCCUCUCUCUCUGUUCUUCAACGCCCCCUCCUUUCCAACAAGAAACAGGGAUCUGAUAUUCCAGGCUGGGUUUGCCUCGAUGCUUUUUGUCUUUUGAGACGCGUUUGGGAAGAGAAGCACGAAUCAGAUUGUUGAAAACUUUCAGAAUACAAUCAGUCAUUGAGAGAAGAGAUUGCAUCGCGUUCGGACAGCUGCGGAAGGGAAACGCCGAGGUUUAUGGGACUACUGCUGGACUAGUAUUAUUGUUAUUCCUCAUCUUGAUCAGUUUCUGAGCCGGUUACACUGCUGGAGCAGAUACAGGAGUGAAAGAGAAGAGAGAGGGAGGCAUGCUGUGGGUGAGAUCCAGGUUGGGUGAACCUGAAAUCUACAGUAUUUCUGUGUCAGAGUGCCCCUGAAGAGAGGAGAUGGGCUGGAAUACUAAUACCUGCAGCAUACCUGCCUAAGUCCACAAGGACUCUUCUCCCCCACCCUCAAACCCAUUCCCUUCUUCCCCUUCUAAACCUCGUACCUUCAAAUUCGUGAAUAGCCAAAUUGCUGCAGAUUUAAAAUUUGAUCAUUAAAGGCAUUGGAGAUACUGGACCUGCAUGGAAAAAAAAUACCUAAAGUAACUUUCAGGAUCUUUAGAAAUAAAUUAUUUGUCAAGCCUGAAAGCAUUUGAAUGGAACAUCAACUCAGCAGCUUUCAGUCUAGAGCUUCUGGGAAUGGCAAAAUGAGUGCUGUCAUACAGUGAUGAUGGCAAAAAAACAAGAUGCUCGGGCACCAACCUACAACCUUGUUGUGGUAGGUUUGUCCGGGACUGAAAAGGAAAAGGGGCAAUGUGGGGUAGGCAAGUCCUGCCUUUGUAAUCGCUUUGUUCGCCCCAGUGCUGAUGAUUUUUAUUUGGACCACACAUCUGUUUUAAGCACAAGUGACUUUGGUGGUAGAGUGGUAAACAAUGACCACUUCCUGUUUUGGGGUGAGGCGGUACGAAUGUUGGAAGAGGGUUCUGAGUCCCGAAUGCAUGUGGUGGAACAGACAGAGUUUAUUGAUGACCAAACGUUUCAGCCACAUCGAAGUACUGCCUUACAGCCCUAUAUCAAGCGGGCAGCUUCCACCAAACUGGCCUCUGCUGAGAAGCUUAUGUAUUUCUGCACAGAUCAACUAGGACUAGAGCAAGACUUCGAGCAGAAGCAGAUCCCUGAAGGCAAGCUUUUAGUGGAUGGAUUUUUACUCUGUGUAGAUGUGAGCAGGGGAAUGAACCGAAAUUUUGAUGACCAGAUGAAGUUUGUCACCAAUCUCUAUAAUCAGCUAGCUAAGACCAAGAAGCCAGUUGUAGUUGUGUUGACCAAGUGUGAUGAAGGAGUUGAGAGGUACAUUAAAGACUCUCACACCUUUGCCUUGGCCAAGAAGAAUCUGCAGGUUGUUGAAACCUCAGCACGCUCUAACGUUAAUGUUGACCUUGCCUUUCUUACCUUGGUGCAAUUGAUAGAUAAGAGCAGAGGGAAGCCCAAGAUCAUUCCAUAUUUUGAAGCCCUCAAGCAGCAGAGUCAACAGAUAGCAUCUGCUAAGGAUCGGUAUGAGUGGCUGGUAAAUCGCAUUGUGAAGAACCAUAAUGAAACAUGGCCCAACAUCAACCGCAGAAUGCAGACAUCCCCUGAAUACAAAGAGUAUGUCUUCCUUGAGGGUACUUCCAAGGCCAAAAAACUAUUCCAACAACAUGUGCACAGGCUCAAGCAAGAGCAUAUAGAAAAACGUCGUAAAAUCUAUCUCAGCACACUCCCACAGGCUCUCAAUUUUUUGGUUCCAGACCUGGAUGAGAUUGAUCACCUGAGCUGGUCAGGAGUACAGAAAGUUAUUGAGACUAAGCGGGAAUUCUCCCACUGGUUUGUUGUGCUGGACGACACACCUUGGGAAACUACACCACACAUUGACAACAUGGAGGAUGAACGCAUUCCACAGGACCUUUUGGAAACCCCUGCAGCAGAGCAAAUAUAUGAGUUUCACUUAGAACACCUGCGCAAUGAGCGAAAGCGGGCAGAAAUGCGAUUGGAAUUCAAAGAGAAACUUGCAACUUCGCCAUUUGUUACACCUGGCAAACCCUGGGAGGAAGCGCGUAGCUUCAUCAUGAAUGAGGAGUUUUAUCAGUGGCUAGAGGAGUCUGAGUGCCUUGAUAUCUAUAAUAAAUACCAGAAGAUUAUUAUUGACCAAGCCAAAGAGGACUUCCAAGAACUUUUACUGGAGUACUCAGAGUUGUUCUAUGAGCUUGAAGUUGAUGCUAAGCCCAGUAAAGAAAAAAUGGGUGCCAUCCAAGAGGUUCUUGGAGAGGAGCAGAGGUUUAAGGCCCUCCAAAAGCUUCAAGCUGAGAGGGAUGCCCUAGUGCUCAAGCAUAUCCAUUUUGUCUACCACCCUACUAAGGAAACCUGUCCAUGCAGUCCUCAUUGUGUGGAUGGCAAAAUUGAGCAAAUCUUAGCCCUUCGUUUUCCCACUCGAUAUUCCUUUGAUGGGAGCUCAAAAUCACAGUUUGGUGAGGGAAAGGUAGAUAGAAUUAAUCUUGUGAUCCUUGGCAAAGAUGGACUUGCAAGGGAAUUAGCUAAUGAGAUCAGAGCACUGUGCACCAAUGAUGAACGGUACGUGCUAGAUGGAAGGACUUAUGAACUGGCUCUUCGACCAAUAGAGGGAAAUGUACGCCUUCCAGUGAACUCCUUUCAGACACCCACUUUUGCCCCACACGGUUGCCUCUGCCUCUACAACUCAAAGGAAUCCUUAUCCUAUGUUGCUGAUAGUAUUGAGAAAUUACGAGAAUCAACCAUAGGUCGAAGGGAUACUCAUCUAGUUCAGCUUCCCUUGUCUCUUCUGUUGGUCACCAAAAGAGGUGUUGGUUCAAUUUCUGACAUUGGAGGAGAAACAGCACAAAGCCUGAUCCAACAAGGUCAACAAGUGGCUGGCAAAUUUCAGUGCAGUUAUUUAGAGCCUGCUUCUCCAGGUGUGGGCUAUGGUCGCAAUAUAAAUGAAAAACAUUUAAACCAGAUACUCAAAGGUCUUUUAGACACACGAAGACCCUCAGUUAGUCUUGGCAGUACCUCCCCACCUCUGCUACCUGCACUUGCAAGUUUCAGAGACUCCCAGCAGAGCACAGAGGGUGACUUACAAAUCAUAAUGUGUCUGAUGUGUGGGGAUACAUAUGAUGUUGACCAGCUUCUUUCACCAUUCUUGCUGCCCCAGCACUGUCGGCCCUCUUCCAGUCUAUCCAAUGGAACAUCAGUUUUCUUGGAUUUAUCUAUUGGUUGCCAAAGGCAAAGCAUUGAUCUGUCUGUUCUGUCCUACCACUCAUCUUUUUCCUUACGUAAAAGCAGAUUAGUGCAUGGUUACAUAGCAGUGUACUCAGCCAAACGGAAGGCUUCCAUGGAAACCCUUUGUGCCUUCCUUUGUGAAAUCCAGGACAUAAUUCCAGUGCAGUUGCUUGCUGUUGCAGAGACUCAAUCAGAACUUUCAGACUCUGAGCCAGUCCGAGAGCAGCUUGCCCAAGGGGAGGAACUGGCCCAUGAAAUUGAUGCCCGUUUCAGCUCUGUAAUCUGUGGACCUGGUGGGGUGGUGGGAGGCUUGCAUCGGAUAGACCACUUCCAGCCAUUCUUCAAGGAGGUAGUGGAGAAGAAAACCAUUGUAGAGGCAACGUAUAUGUAUGACAAUGUUGCAGACAAUGUCACCAAUGAGAAUGUUUCUUCACCUCGAUGUGGCUCCCCAAGCAUCACAUUGCUGGACUCGGAGGACGACAUCGAGCCCUCCCCACCUUAUCCCACCCUGAGAGAAGAUGGCACUUUGGCCCAUGGUUUCAAGCACCCAGAUAUGGAGGGUGAUGCCUUCUCACUCAACUCUGACAUCACCACUUUUGAAAACAAGCUGAACAAAGUCCCACCUCAAGCUCGACCAAAGCUCAAUGUCACCUUCGACAUUCCCAAACCCUCACACAUCAGUUCAUACAUUGACCUGGGCCCACACGGACCUAACAGGCGCUCAUUACCAUCAGUCACCUGGCCACCAGCAACUGAAGGUGGUUAUGAUCCAUCUGACUAUGCUGAGCCCAUGGAUGCUGUUGCAAAGCCCCGUCCCACAGAGGAGGAAAAUAUCUAUUCUGUACCACAUGACAGCACACAGGGCAAGAUCAUUACUAUUCGCAAUGCAAACAAAAGUCAUCCUAAUGGUGCAGGAAAUGGAUCAGACAGUGAGGCUGAAAGCAGUUCAUUAGAACAUAGACGGAAACUCUCUGCUCUUGGAGUUAAACCUGGACUGUAUCGUGAUCGCUCCAAACGCCUUGGAAAGUUUAGCAGCUUCCGCACAAGCUUCAUUGGCAGUGAUGAUGAGCUUGGAGGUCUUCCCAAGAUGAAAGAAGAUGAGCUUGGUGCGCAGAAAGGGGACAGUUCCUUGAAUGAAGAAGGCGAGGACCCAAAGAAGAGGAAUAUCUUGAGAAGUCUGCGAAGAAAUACCAAGCAGAAACGUCCAAAGGCUCGUCAUUCAUCAUCGUCCAAACCUCUUGAGAGUAACUACUUUGGCGUUCCCUUGGCCAACGUUGUCACGCCAGAGCGGCCCGUUCCAUUGUUCAUCGAAAAGUGUAUCCGAUACAUUGAGGCUACAGGGUUGAGCACAGAAGGGAUCUACAGGGUGUGUGGAAAUAAGGCCGAGAUGGAAAGCAUGCAGCGGCAGUUUGACCAGGACCCUAACAUUGACCUGAUCGAGAAGGACAUGUCUGUGAACACGGUGGCUGGAGCGAUGAAGAGCUUCUUCUCAGAGCUGCCGGAUCCUCUGGUACCCUACAACAUGCAGACGGAGCUGGUGGAGGCCUUCAAAAUCAGUGAUCGAGAGCAGCGUCUCCACACCAUGAAGGACGUGCUCCGCAGGUUCCCUCGAGAAAACUGCGAGGUCUUCAAAUACGUCAUCACUCACCUGAACAAGGUGAGUCAAAACAGCCGCCUGAACCUGAUGACCAGCGAGAACUUGUCCAUCUGUUUCUGGCCGACACUAAUGCGGCCCGAUUUCACCACCAUGGACGCGCUGACGGCCACACGCACCUACCAGACAAUCAUCGAGACCUUUAUCCACCAGUGUGCUUUCUUCUUCUACAAUCAGCCUUUGGCCGACACACCCAGCGGCCUGCCUGGACAACCCACCUCGCCCACCACCUCCUUGUCUUCUGCCUCCCCUAUACCAGGCUCCGCCUACUCCGCCUGUUACACCCCAUUACAACCUGUAGCCCCGCCCUUCAGCCCAGCCCAACAAUCCCCACCCCAUUCUCCACCCCCAACCCCUCAAUCCCCAAUCCAGAGCCUGCUGCCUUCGCUCCACCCCCAUCACACACCUACGGAGCAACACACACUUUGGGAGCACUGAAAGAGAUUAAAUAAAUGGAAGAAACUUCCGAGAAGAUUGCACGGCCGUGCCUGACUUAUCACAAGCAAAAGCAGUAGAGGAGCGAGAACGAAAGAGGUCAAGAGUACAUGAGCUACGUCAGCUACACUUCAUUGCCCACGUUCUGCAUCAUGCUACACCAUAAAUUCUCCAUAAAAAUCUCACACAUAGAUAACUGCUGGGGAAGUGUGGUAACCCCAAACAUAGAUCUCUAAUGGGUCCAUGUGAUGUAGAUGUUGCACUCUUCUCUUGCUGGUUAAGCAUUAACUUCGUCAGUUGGCGACCAAUGGGUGUUGGGGUAUAUAUGAACAAAUGGGCUGAACCCCACCACAUAUUAGAAAUAAAGUUAAGCGGGCCAAGAGGGUGGCCUUUAUAUUCACCAGAUAUUGGUUGCAACUUCCGACCGCAGUUAUUCUCAUAUUAGAAAAAAAGAAAUGCUUUUUCCCAAUGCAGCACCACGACCGUAUUCGUACACCUUAUUUAAUCUUAUUAACUUGUGACAGCCUUUUAAAGAAAGACAAAAAUCAAAAGACAAAACUAGAGUCUCUGGAAUGCUUUUGCACAGCAUUCUGGGAUCUGAAAUCUUUUCCUCACCUUUCUCCCCUGUCACAUGAGCCUCCCGAACAUGCUGGUAGACUAACGCUUCUUUUAUUCCAGAAUGUCCUCACAACCAGACAACCCUCAGUUUCCUGCUCCGCGAGGAUCUUCGACUUUGUUCAGUGUCUGUUCAUUUGGGAGCUUUAUUAUUGUUCUUUUUACAUGUUUGCAGGAAGUCCCUAACUUCUGGCUCAUGCUUGAUCUGUGGACUGCUUUUGCGCACAUGGUCGGUGAACCAAUGAGUAAUGGGUUCUAAGGGAUGGGUAAAGGUUGUGGUCCACCUGCGUUUGAAGGAGAGGUAUGCACUAAAUCAAGAGUUACCUCACAGUUCCAGAAGGUAAAGGAAGUCUGCACUAAAGAAGACACUGUGUCUACAUGUACUUAUUCAGAUGGCAUUGAAUCACUGAGCUGUGGAAGCCUAGAGGAGGAUGAGAGUGAAGAUAGAGGCAUAGCUGAAUGAAAUAAUGGCAUUAAGAAAAGUCUUCAAUGUGUUUGAAAACAGCAUCACGUGGUGUGUUAUCAGAGUGAGAAUAUGAGCUGGCAGUUAGUGGCUUUUUAUCAAGACUGAGUAAAUAUCUGCACUUCAUAGUUGACCUCAGAAAGAGGACAUUGUUUAUAAAAUGCCAGAAGCUUCUUUAAAGAAAGAUUAGGGCAAGGAAAUCUGGGCACGGAAAGGGGAAAGCUAAAGUGUCCUUUUUGUGGGCUCUUGGAGCACCCAGUGGACAAAGUAGGUAUUGCCUGAUUGAAAUAAAUCAAUCUAAUGCUACA